Messenger RNA from Nannizzia gypsea CBS 118893, 303 nucleotides. RefSeq lists its product as hypothetical. The record is from RefSeq and is a predicted model, not a curated record. The transcript is spliced from 3 exons. Bases 1 to 303 code for a protein of 100 amino acids. NCBI's taxonomy places the organism in Eukaryota, Fungi, Ascomycota, Eurotiomycetes, Onygenales, Arthrodermataceae.
AUGUUGGAUUCGAGACAAGAGACAGAGACAACACAGCGAAAAAGAAAGAGAGGGAGGGAGAUCGAGAGAUGUGGUACUGGGCUGGACUCAACUAGUCGGUCCUGCGUGUCAACUACAUCUGAACCCACGGUUGGGAGUUCCAGAGACCAGUUCCAUGCAAGUCAAGUAGUCACUCCAUCUCGCUUUGACCGCGACCCAGGCCGUCUCUUGAGCCGUGUGCUGUCCGUUGGCAGAUCGGUCGAGAACACCUUCACCCCCGUCUAUCUGAGAUCCCUUGACAUCUUCGAGUUCGAGACCUCCUGA